CAAGCCGUCCCAUCAACCCACACCCCGCACAAGACCCGCUGCAUCUCUCCGUCAUCAGGGAACAAUAGCGGCUGCUUCUGCGACUUGGGUUAUCUAUUUACAUAAGCGCUCAGGUCUCUCCAUCGCUGUCCCUCGCUGGGUAUUCAUCUCGGCCGUCGGCACGCGCAUCUGUCCUACUGCGCGACCAACUCGCAACGCGCACAUCACCACGCAUUGAGCGCCACCACGGCGCGUCUCCACCGCCAUCAUGGCAGGUACGAUACGGCCGAAUGAGAUGAAUGUCGCGACGACACCGACUCUCUCCUCGGGCACAUUGCCCAACCUCAUGACCCUUCAAACGGACCUCAGCAAGAAGCCCAGUGUGCCACGAAGCCCGCGCGUAGAUGUCGAGCCCCUAUAUGCGGCUGUCAAGGGCGCUAUCAGCGACGCCGACUGGACAGUCUACAAGAAAACGCUCUCCUACUUUCUCCUCGGCAAUCUCAACCAGGAAGAACUCUCCCAGAAGCUAUCCAAGAUCUUGACCACGCCCGCCCUUGAACACGCGCACAAUGCCCUCUUCACAGCCAUCUAUGCGAAUAUAUGGCGCGAUCCACCAGAAGCUGGUAUCGCAAGCUGGGUCAGCAGCAGCGAUAAGCCGACGAGCGGGACGGUCAAGGGGACAGGGGAUGAGAGCGAGAAGCGGCUAAAACAUGAAGUUAUGCAACUAAGUCGCAGGGAGAGGAAGCGAUUAAAGGGCAUACCAGCGGGUGAGAGCCCGUUGAGUACAGGCUUGGAGGGGGGGCUGAGUGUGGGCAUGACAGGACCAGUACAGGAGUAUGUCGAUGCCAGACGAGCGAAGCAGCUAGACAUUGGACCCAGCAGCAACCAAGGUGGUGGAUUCGCAAAGACGAACUGGGAACUCGAAAUCCGCAAGCGCUACACGUCCGCCCUGUACGUCGAAACCCACGAGUUCCCUACCGCCAUGACAAUAUCCUACCGCCUCCUACCCAUAUGCUACGAAUACGGCCUCCCCCAAGGCCACACGCCCGAUUGCCCCGACUACCUCAACAUCGCAACCGAAACAUACAUCAAAGAAGCCCUCGCAAACCUCCUAGGCAAAGUCUGCAGCAACGGCCUCGGCUACGUCCGCACGAGCGACUUCAAAAAGAAACAAGCACGAGAAGAACGGCUCGCAGAAAAGGGUGAGCUUAUGCGCGGUCCUGCGGGCGAACUCCCCAUCGAAGCCGAAGAACGACGUAAAAGAAAACCACUUUGCACAGAAGACUUGCGGCUCGCCCUUGAACUCGGCGAUGGGUACCUCGGCCAAACUCCGUUCAUCGCCGGGUCUAUCUUGCACUCCCGGUUCCUGGAUACGGAGGGCAUCGAAGACCUUUACGAUACGUCUGCUUCUUCUAAGCCGCUGACGAACGGGCACACCAAUGGCGAUACUAAACUCGCCUUUGCGCCCGAAACAUGGACUGUGGAUUUUGGAGAUGCGAUGAUGGUGGAUGAAGAGGUGGGGUUGCAUUGGCAAGGCGGGAGUGUGCAGGAUAUGGCGGAUAUGGAUGAGACAUUGGAGGAUAUAUUAAAUCUUGGGGAUUUGUGAUGGGGGUUAUCUUUUUGAAGAUGAGAAGAUGGGAAGAUUAUGGGUUGCGUUGCAAGAUGAUGGAUUUUUUCUUUUCAACACAAGUGCAUGAUGCAUGGUAUAUGGCGUUUGCUUUGGUCUUUUUUUUGGUAAAAGACGGUAAGUUGCAUUUUGGUGUUUGAGGCGGUGUUUUGUGUACAUGGGAUUAUGAUACCCUAUCUCUUUUUCUUUUCUUUUUCUGAAUGUUACACAUUAUUUUGAGGGCAUUUGUUGGUGGAAGUGAAUGUUGUGUAGUUGCAUAUAUUCUUCUAGUACCAAUUUUUGAUUUCAUCCGUAUUUCAUUUUUUUUUUACAUCGAAUGUUGUCUGUUGCUGUUUAAACAUGGGGGGGGGGAUUGGUUAGUUAGACACUUGUCACAUAAAUGAGAAGACUGCAUUGC
Molecule: messenger RNA, 2003 nt
Organism: Bipolaris sorokiniana ND90Pr
Lineage: Eukaryota; Fungi; Ascomycota; Dothideomycetes; Pleosporales; Pleosporaceae
Exons: 2
Coding region: 248-1585 (445 amino acids)
Biological process (GO): regulation of transcription by RNA polymerase II
Cellular component (GO): SAGA complex
Molecular function (GO): transcription coactivator activity
Source: RefSeq, a predicted model, not a curated record